Molecule: messenger RNA, 498 nt
Organism: Peronospora matthiolae
Lineage: Eukaryota; Oomycota; Peronosporomycetes; Peronosporales; Peronosporaceae
Source: the annotation of a GenBank genome assembly
AUGAGCCAGGUCAUCCUGCAACUGUUCUGUUACACGGUUCAGCUCUUGAACAUCCAGCUUGAUCCGACCUUUGAGCCAGAUCAGGUUUUCCCACCGCCACCACAUCCUUUCGUGGACUCAAGCGGUGGUCAACGCUUCCUAGUGGCGCGUAUCUUGAACCACCGCAAUGUGAAUGGCGUCCGGACGAGUUACCUCGUUCGCUGGCGUGGCUACCCACCGGCCUGGAACAGCUGGGAGCCUCUUGCUCAGCUGAUUGUUGACAUCCUUGGUCGCGUCGAGCAUUACGACGAGACCCACCCGCUGCGUUUGAAGAAAGGACGUCGGAAAACGACCUCCCCGAACACGAGUACAGGGACCGCAAGGUAUCAAUCCUUUGGCCAUCUCCGAAGAGAUGUGCCCCCUCCAGUAGGGAAGAUUAGGGAGGGAGGCCUCCCUAGGGGCACGGUUCGAAUUGUCCAGGCAACCCGGACACGAAUAACCCUACGAGAGACAGGGUAA